Messenger RNA from Drosophila hydei, 796 nucleotides. RefSeq names its product gamma-aminobutyric acid receptor-associated protein. Gene Ontology annotation, biological process: autophagosome assembly; autophagy of mitochondrion; macroautophagy. The transcript has a single exon. Lineage: Eukaryota; Metazoa; Arthropoda; Insecta; Diptera; Drosophilidae. The record is from RefSeq and is a predicted model, not a curated record. Bases 134 to 508 code for a protein of 124 amino acids. Gene Ontology annotation, molecular function: ubiquitin protein ligase binding; GABA receptor binding. Gene Ontology annotation, cellular component: autophagosome membrane; autophagosome; cytosol.
AUAUCCUUAAAAACAAUCAUAUAUUUUGAUCAAACUACCAGCAUAAAUCCUAUCUGAUUCGCAUCUAUAUACAAAAAGUUCCUCUUAUUAUUAUUAUUUUCAUUAAACGACGACGAAAAACAAUUGCCUUAGAAUGAAUGUGAAUUUUCAGUUUAAGAAGGAUCACUCCUUCGAGAAGCGGCGAGCAGAGGGCGACAAAAUACGCCGGAAGUAUCCAGACCGCGUGCCAGUCAUCGUGGAAAAGGCGCCGAAGACCCGUCACGCAGCUUUGGACAAGAAGAAGUAUUUGGUGCCCAAUGAUCUAACAGUUGGGCAGUUUUAUUUCCUAAUACGCAAACGUAUAAACUUGCGUCCCGACGACGCCCUCUUCUUCUUCGUAAACAAUGUAAUACCACCAACAUCGGCUUCCAUGGGCUUACUGUACCAUGAACACCGUGAUAAAGACUUUUUCUUGUACAUGGCUUACUCCGAUGAGAAUGUCUACGGGCAGGAACAGUCUCAGAUGUAGUUCAUCAAUACAGCUAAAUUUUCUUUUCGAAUGCCUUCGAAUUUAAAAGUUGUCUGGUUUAUUAGCACAAAUUACAGUCGAUCAAUAAAAUUAGUUAACGACUUAACAAAUACUCCAGAAAUUCACAGAAAUAAGAUUGUCAUUUAGUCAGUAGGUGAAACAAAAUUAAAUUCCGAUAUUAAAGGCAUAAAUGCGUAUAGGUGAACAAAAACAACCGAGUAUUAUUAAUAGAACAAAAUUUGUAUAUCUUAAUCCAUAGCUAAAGCCUGUCAACCAUUUAACCUGAUA